Messenger RNA from Anneissia japonica, 928 nucleotides. RefSeq lists its product as uncharacterized. Gene Ontology annotation, molecular function: protein binding. Gene Ontology annotation, biological process: regulation of apoptotic process. Lineage: Eukaryota; Metazoa; Echinodermata; Crinoidea; Comatulida; Comatulidae. The transcript is spliced from 4 exons. The record is from RefSeq and is a predicted model, not a curated record. The coding region runs from base 80 to 928 and encodes 282 amino acids.
AGUUUGAAAGUUAGUGGAACUCGACAGAUCGUGUAAAGUUUAUAAACCCACUGUAAGAAGUAUAAAUCUCACAAUAAAAAUGGAGAAAUCAGAGUUUGAUGAAUUGCUGGUAAAACUUUCUACUGCAAUCAGCGAAUAUGAUAAAAAGCAUAUAGACAUGUUAAGGGUACUGUACACAGAUCUGGUGUUAGCUAAAACAGACUUGGAGGAAGCUAAAUCUGCAUAUAACUUAUUUAAAUUACUAAUAGGACCAGGUAUUCUGAAGCCAGCAGACAUUUCAGUUUUGUUUGAAACAAUUGAAAUAACCGGAUUUCGAUAUUUAGAAGAGAUAAUCGAGAAGUAUGAGACAUAUCCAAAAGAGGUGAAGAUCACACGAUUUUCAGCACAUCGUCAACAUGUUGUUGCACUUGGAAGACGCUUUUCAGUUAAAGACAUCAAAAGACUUAGUCAAAUGUACAGAGGUGACAUGCCUUUUGCUAAUCAAUGGAAGUUGAUAGAAGAUCUUGAAACAGAUGUUUUAACUGAAGAUACAAUGUCAACAUUUCUUCAGUGUUUGAAGGGGACUGGAGGAAACAUAGAGUUGCAGGGAAUGCUGGUAAAACUUUCCUCUGCAAUCACUAAGACAGAUGAAAAGCAUAUAGACAUGUUGAGAGUUCUGUACACAGAUCUGGUGAUUGCUAAAACAGAUUUGGAGAAAGCUGAAUCUGCAUAUGAUUUAUUUAAGUUACUAAUAGCACCAGGUAUUCUGAAGCCAACAGAUAUUUCAGUUUUGUUUGAAACGAUUGAAAUAACUGGAUUUAGAUAUUUAAAAGAGAUAAUCGAGACGUAUGAAACAUAUCCAAGUGAAGUGAAAUUAACACGAUUUUCAGAACAUCGUCAAAAUGUUGUUGAUCUUGGAAGACGCUUUACAAGGCAACCGUCCUUUUGA